AAGACCACUGACCACCAUGUGAAUAGAAAGAAGGGGGAGCAAACUAUGACGGAUAUGCAACAGCUGUUUGUUCACUGGAUGAAGCAACUGAUAACAAAAAGAGAAAAAGGCAACAACACCAUGGUGGAAGAAUUCCUCCUCCUAGGCUUCAAGUCUGUUCCUGCACCGGAGAGUCUCCUCUUUUUAAUGUUUCUAGUAGUCUAUAUAAUAACAAUAGGUGGAAACAUCCUUGUAGCAACAAUAGUUCUUACUACUUAUCACCUGCACAAGCCAAUGUACUUCUUCCUUGGGAACUUAGCGGUUUUGGAGACCUUCUACACGUCAACAAUUCUCCCUAGGAUUUUGGCCAGUUUCAUUAGCCACUACCAAAGGAUUUCUUUCACUGGAUGUUUUCUCCAGUUCUAUUUCUUUGCUUCCCUUGCAUGCACUGAGUGUUAUCUCUUGUCUGCGAUGUCCUAUGACCGGUAUUUAGCCAUAUGCAGGCCACUACAUUAUGUGACCAUUAUGAAUGGCAGGUUGUGUUUUCAACUAUCCUUAGCUACUUGGAUAACUGGCUUUGUAGCUUCAGCAUUUACGACAUUCUUUGCUUCACAACUAAAAUUUUGUGGUCCCAAUGAAAUUGACAAUUUCUUUUGUGAUUACUCACCAUUGUUACUGCUUUCCUGUAGUGACACUCAACAAACAGAAACAUUGAUGUCAGUUCUAAGCGCUGCAUGCACAAUGCCACCACUGCUGUUGACCAUGGUCUCCUAUGUUUGCAUCAUCACCACUAUUUUGAAAAUCCCUUCAACUACAAGUAGGAGAAAAGCCUUCUCUACUUGCUCCUCUCAUCUUACUGUGGUUACAAUUUUCUAUGGAACUCUGAUCAUUGUGUAUAUUUUACCAAAGACCAAUGCACUGAGAGAUAUGAACAAAGUUUUCUCUGUUUUCUACACAAUCGUGGCUCCCAUGGUAAACCCCUUCAUCUACAGCCUGCGAAACACAGAAUUUAGGGUGGCCCUGAGAAAAGCAGUUUGCAAGCUUGUGACUUGGAGAAGAAUUCAAAGAAUCCAAGUUCCAUAAAGAGUGCUUUUGUUAUGUUCUGGGUUGCAACCCAUAGAGUUCUUUUCUUGGAAGGAGAGUCAACCAAAUCAAUAAAGCCCUUUGAAAUAAGUAACAGAUUUGUAAAUUUUUGAAGUUAACAUGGUAA
Molecule: messenger RNA, 1189 nt
Organism: Pogona vitticeps (central bearded dragon)
Lineage: Eukaryota; Metazoa; Chordata; Lepidosauria; Squamata; Agamidae
Source: RefSeq, a predicted model, not a curated record